AUAUCAUUUAUUCCCAAUAUCUUGCAGAAUACACAGCUAGUUAGAAGAUCUGGAAGUUCACAAGUUUCAACUAAUGCUGUGUCACCAGAUGUUAUGAAAAGCAGUGGCAAGAGUAUUCAAGGACAACUGACAAAUAUUCUGAACAAUCAGAGGGAAAUCCUUUCAACUGUCAAGUUGGUGAGAAAAGAAGUAAAUGAUCUGCAGAAAGAGUUUGACAAGAGAAAAGAAGAAUCUCAUGAACCCAUCAGUGUUCCUAACAGAAUCAGGACUGCAGUGAAGGAAUAUUUUGCUAGUGGAGAAGAUAUAGAGCUAAAGUGGGAUUACCAGAAAAGGUACUAUGAUGAAGUGAAUGCAGAGAUGACAGAAUUCAUCAAAAGAAAAGUCAAAGGUGUUGCUCCGGACGUUUCCAAUGAGGUUCUGGAUGCUGCUGUUAAGAGAUAUUUCACUUCAAAGAAAGAGGGAGCAAACAGAAAAUCCAAGAACAAGGACACUCUUCAUAAGCAACGGCAGGCUACAUAUGAAAGGAAAAAGGAGAAGGUCAGAAGAAGACUGCUUUCUACAGAAAAGAAAACAAAUUGGCCUCAAGAAAAAAGAGAAGCAGUUUCCAAAUUGCUAAAAAGCAAAAUGAGCCAUAAAUUGAUGUCCAGUGAUGAAGAAGGGGAUGACGGUUUCAUCACCCAUCCAUACUCCUGGGAGAGUGAAACUUGGAGAAACAUUAAAAGUAGUCUGGACAAGACAUAUUUGAAAAAUUGCCCCCCGCGAAGUGCCAGACUGCUUCAAAAAAGGACAAAGGGUUCCAUUAAGGAACAAGACAAACCUGAUGUUGAUGAGGAAUUCAAUUGGAUUUUUGAUUAAAUAGUUAAUGAAUUUUGUGCUGAUUUAUAUAUGUUUUGCAUUAAAAUGAUA
Molecule: messenger RNA, 906 nt
Organism: Saccostrea cuccullata (small rock oyster)
Lineage: Eukaryota; Metazoa; Mollusca; Bivalvia; Ostreida; Ostreidae
Product: putative autophagy-related protein 11
Exons: 6
Coding region: 94-855 (253 amino acids)
Source: RefSeq, a predicted model, not a curated record